Balaenoptera acutorostrata (minke whale) is the source of this 3391-nucleotide messenger RNA. RefSeq names its product XPC complex subunit, DNA damage recognition and repair factor (gene XPC). Gene Ontology annotation, biological process: mismatch repair; nucleotide-excision repair. The record is from RefSeq and is a predicted model, not a curated record. The transcript has 16 exons. Gene Ontology annotation, molecular function: damaged DNA binding; single-stranded DNA binding. The coding region runs from base 66 to 2942 and encodes 958 amino acids. Lineage: Eukaryota; Metazoa; Chordata; Mammalia; Artiodactyla; Balaenopteridae. Gene Ontology annotation, cellular component: cytoplasm; XPC complex; nucleus.
CGCGCGGGCAGCGUCCCGCGGCGGCGCGGUGCGUCAAGCGCCAGGCCAGUCCUGCCCAGGCAAAGAUGGCUCGGAAGCGCACGGCUGGCAGGGAGUCGCAGGGACGCGAGUUGCGCAGCCAGAUGGCUGCGGGCAGGGAGCCGCGGGGACGUGAGUCACGCGGCCAGACUGCCAAGGGCGAGAGCAAAGCCAGGCGCGAGGAGAAGGAGGCGGAUGUCUUUGAAGAUGAGAAACCUCUAAAGAAGAGCCUUCUCUCAAAAGUUUCACGAGGAAAGAGGAAGAGGGGCUACGGUGAUUCUGGGGGCCCAGCAGAUGGUCCAGCAAGAAAGAAAGCGGCCAAAGUGACUGUUAAAUCCGAAAACCCUCAGGUUAUUAAGGAUGAAGCCCUCAGUGAUGGGGAAGAUUUCAGGGAGUUCCCGAGUGCCCGCAAGAAGGUGCACCGUCCAGAGAAAGAGGCUGCUGUGGACAAAGGUGGGGGUGAAGGGGACGACGAGGAAGAGAGUGAGGAGGACUGGGAAGAGGUAGAAGAAGUUAGUGAGCCCAUGCCGGGUGACGUGGGGGAAAGCUCAGCCUUGUCUACAUCUGCUCUGCCCAUGAAGCCCGUGGAGAUAGAAAUUGAAACACCGGAGCAGUUGAAGGCAAGAGAAAGAAGUGAAAAGAUAAAAACGGAGCUUGAGACACAUCUUCGGAGGAUGGUGAAACGUUUCAAUAAGGAAGUCCGUGAGGACACACACAAGGUUCACCUUCUGUGUCUGCUGGCAAAUGGCUUCUAUCGAAAUAGCAUCUGCAGCCAGCCAGAUCUGCGUGCUAUCGGCCUCUCCAUCGUCCCAACUCGCUUUACCAAAGUGCCACCUCAAGACGUGGACGUCAGCUACCUGUCAAACCUGGCGAAAUGGUUCAUUGGAACAUUUACAGUUAAUGCAGACCUUUCAACCAAUGAGCAGGAUGGCCUGCAGACGACGCUGGAGAGAAGGUUUGCUAUUUACUCUGCGAGAGACAAUGAAGAGUUGGUCCAUAUAUUUUUACUGAUUCUCCGGGCCCUGCAUCUCCCUACCCGACUCGUACUGUCUCUACAGCCAAUUCCUCUGAAGUUAUCAGCAGCGAAGGGAAAGAAACCUUCCAAGGAGAGAUCCACAGAGGGUCCUGGAGGCUCCUCAGAAACUUCCAGCCAAGUUCCUGGAAAACCAAGCAAACCAGAGACCAGCAGAGGAAGCAGACGAGAGGACACGUCUUCUGAGGGCACUGGCAGUGCACGUGCCAAAGGGAAGGGGAGCAAGGCGGCUGCCAUCAGGAAGAAGCGGCGAGAGCCCUCCUCCAGCAGGGAAGAAGAGGGCAAGGCCGGGGGGCAGACGGAAGGGGCCCAGAGGCGUUCACGGGGCCGGGAGCGGCGGGCAGCCGCCAGGGUGUCUUACAAAGAAGAGAGCGGGAGUGACGAGGCUGGCAGCGGCUCUGACUUUGAGCUCUCCAGCUCGGACAGCCAUCACCCAUCCGACGAGGAUUCUGAGCCAGGCCUUUCAAGGCAGAGGAGGGCCACCGCCCCUCAGAGGAUGAAGGUGGGGUCCAAGAGGGAGUCCAGGUCCCAGCGUGGAAGCCGCCCUCAGCCUCCUGGCUUUCCAGAAGCGUCUGUAAGCGCUUCCGGCAGUAAGCGUCAGAGAGGCAAGCGUAAGAUGCCCGUGGAUGGUGAGGAGGCAGACGGCCGGAGAGCAGCUGGUGUGGACCAGUGGCUGGAGGUGUUCUCCGAGCGGGAGGAGAAGUGGCUGUGCGUGGACUGUGUGCAUGGAGUCGUGGGCCAGCCCCUGACCUGCUACCAGCACGCCACCAAGCCUGUGACCUACAUCGUGGGCAUCGACGGCGACGGCUGGGUGCGCGACGUCACACAGAGGUACGACCCUGCCUGGAUGACGGCGACACGAAAGUGCCGGGUUGAUGCCGCGUGGUGGGCCGAGGCCCUGCGACCCUACCGGAGCCCGCUGGUGGCGAGGGAGCAGAGGGAGGACCAGGAGUUUCAGGCGAGGCACCUGGACCAGCCUCUGCCCACCGUCAUAGGCACGUACAAGAACCACCCUCUGUAUGCCCUCAAGAGGCACCUCCUCAAGUACGAGGCCAUCUACCCUGAGACGGCUGCCAUCCUCGGGUACUGCCGCGGAGAGGCUGUCUACUCCAGGGACUGCGUGCACACCCUGCACUCCAGGGACACGUGGCUGAAACAGGCCCGAGUGGUGAGGCUUGGAGAAGUGCCCUACAAGGUUGUAAAAGGCUAUUCCAACCGGGCCCGGAGAGCCCGCCUGGCUGAGCCGCAGCUGCAGGACUACAACGACCUGGGCCUGUUUGGCAAGUGGCAGACCGAGCAGUACCAGCCGCCGGUGGCCGUGGAUGGGAAGGUCCCCCGGAACGAAUUUGGGAACGUGUACCUCUUCCUGCCCGGCAUGAUGCCUGUCGGCUGCGUCCAGCUGAACCUGCCCAACUUGCACCGCGUGGCCCGAAAGCUGAACAUUGACUGUGCCCAGGCUGUUACGGGCUUCGAUUUCCACAAAGGCUACUCCCAUCCCGUAACCGAUGGCUACAUAGUCUGUGAGGAAUAUAAAGAUGUGCUCCUGACCGCCUGGGAGAACGAGCAGGCGCUCAUUGAGAAGAAGGAGAAGGAGAAAAGGGAGAAGCGUGCUCUGGGGAACUGGAAGCUGCUGGUCAAAGGGCUGCUCAUCCGGGAGCGGCUGAGGCUUCGCUACGGGGAUCAGAACGAGGAAGCCGCUCCCCACGCAGACGCAGGAGGAGGGCUCUCUUCAGACGAGGAGGAGGGGACCAGCUCUCCAGCGGAAGCGGCCAGGAUCCUGGCGGCCUCCUGGCCCCAAAACCGAGAGGUAGAGGAGAAGCGGAAGUGCCCCCGGAAGAGCAGGAGGGAGAAGGAGGCAGCUUCCCACCUGUUCCCGUUUGAGAAGCUGUGAUGUGAGUGGUCACCUCCUCGGUGGCUCAGCCGUGCCCCAGACCUUGCUCCCGGAUAGAUCCCUCCUGCGUCCGACACUCGUGCUGUUGCAGACUCGGGCCCCCUCUCUGCAGGCGCCUCGUUGCCCUCAGUCAGGUCCCUGACGCCGCCUGACGCCGUGGGGGGAGAGCAGGUCAGUGCAGGCCGUCUCAGGGUGACACGGCUGGACCUACUUUCCCAGGUAACACUUCGUGGUGGCAGAAGACUAGAACAAAGAGCUAAAGUCAGGAAAGAAAAGGAAAAACGAGAAUUAAAUGUCAGGAAGAGUGGAUCAAUGUUAACCUAGAUUUUAUUCAUUACUGGAUACAUUUAUAAAGCCCUAUGCACUGUAGAUAUUUAGGAGAAAUAACUUUUGUAACAUUUUGAGGAAAAAAAUAAAGCAUUUCUCUAGAAAGACGUGACUCUACGUUU